This is a messenger RNA of Malania oleifera, 855 nucleotides long. RefSeq lists its product as uncharacterized. Bases 1 to 855 code for a protein of 284 amino acids. NCBI's taxonomy places the organism in Eukaryota, Viridiplantae, Streptophyta, Magnoliopsida, Santalales, Ximeniaceae. The record is from RefSeq and is a predicted model, not a curated record. The transcript has 2 exons.
AUGGGAGAAUCCUCUAGAUCCACGGAAAGACAGGAUACUAGUACGCUGCUCACCAGCCCUAAGAUGAGAGGGCAGUCGAGUAAGUUCUCCACCUAUACACCCCUAAAUGUACUGCAUUCUGAAGUACUGAUGCAAAGAAGGAAGAAGGCCUAUAUCUUGUGGCCUGAACCUAUGCGAACCCCUUUACAUAGACGAAACAUGUCCAAGUUUUAUCAAUUCCACAGGGAUCAUGAGCACGAUACAGAGGAAUGUAUUCAAAUGAAGAAUAAGAUUGAAGCCUUGAUAAAAAGGGGAUACCUAUCAAGGUUUAUAAAAAAAGAAGUUCCACAAAGGGAACCUCACGAGCAGAGGAGACCCAACGGGAACAAGAAGGAAGAACGGGUCAGAGGGAAAAUCGUGGUGAUCUUUGGAGGAUCCGCUAGCGGAGGAGAUAGCGGAGGUGCUCGCAAAAGGUAUGCUAAACAGGUGCUCUCAACAGAGAGAGGGGAACCAAGUAGCAAUAGGAAAAAACAAAAUGAUGAUAUCAUCUUUGAUAGCGGAGGCGAAGGAGUACAACAACCACAUGACGACACACCAGUACUCUCCCUAUUGGUAGCAAAUUACAAAGUUAGACGCAUAUUGAUAGAUAACGGGAGCUCAGCAAAUGUUAUGUUCUGUUCAAGCUAUAACAUCGACGUACCACCUCAAGAUGAAAUUCCCUAUGCUGCACAGGACAUGGGUGGUCAAGGGAGAUCAAGCAGUAUCUUGGAACUUCUACGCCAUAGCGCUAAAAGGGAAGAUGGAGGCAAGAGAAACCUUAAAUGUGGAAGAUCUAGAAGUAAGGGGGCAAUAUUCCCAAAUCAGCACAGUGGAUGA